GUGCUGAACGGUGUUAUCUUACUCCGUAGGGACAGGAGGUUUGGAAGAGCAGUCGCUUUGGGCUUGAAUGUCUACAGAGCUGAGGAUAUAGUUGUCUGUUCCAUUGGCUUCAGAUACAGAAGAAGCAGUGAAGAGCGAAACAGCAGCACGGAGCAAGAGGGGAUUCUUUUACGUGAUUGAUCUAUGAAAUGGCAGAAAAUGGAACAGACUGUGACCAGAGACGCAUAGGAAUGAUCAAAGAGCAGCACAAUGGAAGCUUCACAGAUUCUUCUUUGUUGAAUGAACGGAAACGAAGGGACCGAGAGGAGAGGUUGAAUAUUGUCCUCUGGAGGCAACCACUUGUUACCUUGCAGUAUUUUUUCCUGGAAACUCUAAUAAACUUGAAGGAAUGGACCAUAAAAUUGUGGCAUCGGCGAAGUGUCUUGGUGUCUCUCUUACUGAUACUUGCAGUACUAACAGCUACGUAUUAUGUUGAAGGAACACAUCAACAGUAUGUGCGAUAUAUGGAGAAAAAGUUCUUCUGGUGUGCCUACUGGGUAGGAUUGGGCAUUCUGUCCUCUGUUGGACUCGGAACAGGUCUUCACACUUUUCUGCUCUAUUUGGGCCCACACAUUGCAUCAGUUACUCUUGCUGCCUAUGAAUGUAAUUCAGUUAAUUUUCCUGAGCCACCUUACCCGGAUCAAAUCAUCUGCCCUGAUGAGGAGGUCGAAGGAUCCAUCUCCUUAUGGGCUAUCAUCUCAAAAGUCAGGCUGGAAGCCUGCAUGUGGGGUGCGGGCACAGCCAUAGGAGAGCUGCCUCCAUACUUCAUGGCGCGGGCGGCCCGGCUCUCUGGUGCUGAACCUGAUGAUGAGGAGUACCAGGAAUUCGAGGAGAUGCUGGAACAUGCAGAGACUGCACAAGAUUUUGCUUCCCGGGCUAAACUGGCUGUCCAGAACCUGGUGCAGAAAGUUGGGUUCUUCGGCAUUUUGGCCUGUGCUUCAAUUCCAAACCCGCUGUUCGACCUGGCCGGCAUAACAUGCGGACACUUUCUGGUUCCCUUCUGGACCUUCUUUGGUGCGACCCUCAUUGGGAAGGCAGUCAUUAAAAUGCACAUCCAGAAACUUUUCGUUAUUAUAACAUUCAGCAAACAUAUAGUGGAGCAGAUGGUUUCCCUAAUCGGUGCUGUCCCAAGGGUAGGUCCUUCUCUCCAGAAGCCGUUUCGGGAGUACUUGGAGGCCCAGAGGCUCAAGCUGCACCACAAGCAGGACGGCGGAGCGCCCCAGGGGGAAAACUGGCUUUCGUGGAUGUUUGAAAAACUGGUGAUUGCCAUGGUUUGUUAUUUUAUCUUGUCUAUAAUCAACUCCAUGGCCCAAAGCUAUGCCAAACGACUGCAGCAGAAGAUGUACUCCGAAGAGAAAACCAAAUGAGCCUGGAAAAAACCCUUGGAAUGGGCUUUAGCAGACAUGAAAAAUGACAUGUCUUUCCAUACGUUUAAAAAUCAGCAUUAUUCCAAACUGGAGAAAACUUUUUAACAUCAAUUUUCAACUAUAAUAUUUUGAUUUUCUUUUGAAAGUAAUUUGGCUAUUAGAGCAGACCUUUCAUUGACAAACUUGUAAACGUUAAGGUAAGGUAUAAAUGCUUUACUUGUCCGAGUUGUGUUAUACGGGACGGGCAGGGUGAUGUUAGACUGGUGUUUAACACGGCUGUUGCCUGUCCAAAUUACUUACAAAACUGAUAAUUUAAUACUUAGCUGUAUUCCAGUUCCUGGUUUAACUUGCAGACUGGCCUAAGGGUAACUUUGUUUUGGAAGGGUGGCUGUUUUGCUUUUUCCAUAACUUUCCAGACCAUCGAACGUAUACAGAUAAAUACAGACCGCAUAGAAACUCUUGCAUGUCCC
Messenger RNA from Tinamus guttatus (white-throated tinamou), 1876 nucleotides. The record is from RefSeq and is a predicted model, not a curated record. NCBI's taxonomy places the organism in Eukaryota, Metazoa, Chordata, Aves, Tinamiformes, Tinamidae.